Molecule: messenger RNA, 1442 nt
Organism: Panicum virgatum (switchgrass)
Lineage: Eukaryota; Viridiplantae; Streptophyta; Magnoliopsida; Poales; Poaceae
Exons: 2
Coding region: 512-1168 (218 amino acids)
Source: RefSeq, a predicted model, not a curated record
UAAGAUGACAUGACAUCAAGUACAACAUGAGCUCAUCAAAUGUUGUGCACAAGAGACUACUAAGCUAGUAAUUGAGGAACUUGGUGGUCAAAACUUUGCAAUACUUGCUGAUGAGUCUGCUGAUGUGUACCAGAAUGAACAGCUAGCUGUUUGCUUGCGUUACGUUGAUAAGAAAGGAAGGGCAGUUGAAAGAUUUCUUGGUGUUGCCCAUGUUGAAGAUACUAGUGCUAUGACACUUAAGGCUGCAGUGGAGCAUAUGCUUAUGAAGUAUAAUUUGACCUUUGCAAUGGUUCGUGGGCAAGGAUACGAUGGAGCUAGCAAUAUGAAAGGUAAUGCUAAUGGGCUGAAAAAACUUAUUAUGGAUGAGUCUCCAUAUGCCUAUUAUGUUCAUUGCUUUGCUCAUCAGCUGCAAUUAACUCUUGUUGCUGUUGCUAAGGAGAGUGGGGAUUGCACAUGGUUUUUUGGAUAGCUUGUUAUCUUGUUAAAUGUUCUUGGCAAUUCUUGCAAAAAGAUGAGAAUGCUUCGAAUGGCUCAGGCUGAGGAACUAAUUGAUGCAUUAGAGUUGGAGGAAGAAGAAAUCGGAAAGGGUUUGAAUCAAGAAAUGGGUUUGGGAAGGCCGUGUGAUACUCGUUGGGGCUCUCACUACAAAACUGUGAUGCAUGUUAUCUCUAUGUAUCCUGCAAUCAGGCGUGUUUUGGUGAAGAUUGGAAAAGAGUAUACUACAGCGGAGGCUCAAUCAGCUAUGACUAUGUUGACAUCAUUUCGGUCAUUCGAGUUUGUAUUCAUGGCACACUUGAUGCAAGAAAUAUUUGGUUAUACCGAGGACUUGAGUAGGGCCUUGCAAAAGAAAGACCAGGAUAUUGUGAAUGCCAUGGAGCUUGUUGAUCUUACAAAGUUUCAUUUGCAGUGCUUGCGGGAAGAGGAAGGAUGGAAUAAUUUUCUUCAGAGGGUUACUUCUUUUUGUGUGAAGUACAAGAUUAAAGUUGUUGACAUGGAGGGUUCUUAUUAUCCUGUUGGGAGGCCUAAAAGAGGGUUCUAUAAUGGCGCAAUGAACUAUCAUCGCUUCCAUGUUGACAUGUUUGUGAGCGUCAUUGAUAGGCAACUUCGAGAACUGAAUGACAGAUUCGAUGAGCCACUGCUAGUGUUGAAAGAGUAUUUUCCACACUGAAUUAUGUGAAGAACAAGCAAAGGAACAAAAUGGGUGAUGAAUAUUUGAACAAUUGCUUGGUUACAUUUAAUGAGAGGGAAUUCUUUAGUCAAGUGAAAGACGAGGAUAUCAUCAAUCUCUUCCAACAAGGGGAUCGUAGAGUUAUAUUGUAGUAAUUGUUACUAUUUUAUAAUAUUUAUGUUUCGAACUUGUACUUUGGUUAUUAUUAUGGAUUCGAUAAAUGUAAUGGCUGUUAUAACUUUUCAUUCACUAUAUUAUAUACAUUUUGCUUCAA